Messenger RNA from Ruditapes philippinarum (Manila clam), 6055 nucleotides. RefSeq lists its product as uncharacterized. Gene Ontology annotation, cellular component: nucleus. NCBI's taxonomy places the organism in Eukaryota, Metazoa, Mollusca, Bivalvia, Venerida, Veneridae. Gene Ontology annotation, molecular function: transcription coregulator activity. The transcript is spliced from 22 exons. The coding region runs from base 7 to 5904 and encodes 1965 amino acids. Gene Ontology annotation, biological process: regulation of DNA-templated transcription. The record is from RefSeq and is a predicted model, not a curated record.
UUGUAGAUGGUGCAAGAAAGUGACGAAGACAGCGAGAGUGUUCAGUCGUCUUGUUACAGUGAUAUCGGCUCACCUAUGCCAUCGACUCCACAGUCGAUGCCGUCAACACCUCAAUCAAUGCCGUCAACACCCACUGUGAUAUCUGCUACAACUGUUUACACACCAACCCGGGCUGAUAAUGACCAGUCAACUCCAGUAGAUGAGAAUGUGCAAAGCUUCUUGAGUCCAAUGGGACCACCUUUGCAGACUACAGUUCCGAAAUCUGGGGGCCUGGGCAAGAAAUUUCAGGAUGCUAUGGAAAGAGAUAAACAAAGAAUGGAAGAGGAAGCAGAAUUGAUCGCAAGUAGAACAAGAUCUAAGUUCCCCAUGACAGACUGCUCUAUAUUGGAUAUUGAGGCGGGUUUUGUAGCUCCGGAUAUAACACAGGAUAUGUACGAGACAUGUGACGACCUAGACUGGAAGGAGUUCCUCUCUACGCUUAUCACUUUCCCUGACGAUACAAUAACAAACAAAUUGAACAUAACAAACGAAGAAGAAGACACUGAAGAUGAUCCGGAGUAUAAUUUCCAGGAAGAGAUUGAUACAUUUGAGUAUGAUAGAGAAGAUUUCAGAGAUGACAGAGCUGUUAAAGUAUCCAAGAAGGAGAUGAACAUGCUGUUGGAUGAUGUACUGAACAAUGACGAGGACUACGAUAAUAUAGAUGAACAAUACAAGAUCACCAUCAAAACACAGUCGGAAAAAAUUGUGUUUAAUAGUAACAAGAAGAAACAGACGCAGUACCAGCAGUCUCUGAUCUCAGCUAUAGGCGAACAUGAACGCAAACAGAUAGAUGAUCAGCUAAGGAAGCAUGUACAGCAGUUGGCUCAGACGUAUGUGUUGUCUCAGAAUGGUAUAGCAGAACAUAAACCUAUGGGACAUACAGCUCGAUUUUAUCUGAACGAACUAAAAAACUUUGCGGAUAAAUCGGAAAUAAUUUAUGGUACAUCAGCAUACAGAGUUUGUAAUCUGGGAGAAGCUCUCCGUCUCGUGGAUGAUGACUUGUGGCAACAACAAGCAGAUGACAUACCUCCUGAUGUCAAGGAAAGAAUAGAAUCUCUGACAUUUAAACAUGAUUCUCAGACUUUACCGGCAUUAACUUAUAAACAGAUGUUAGUCAUGUGGACCAGUCCAGUUUUUAUAUUUCCCGAGUUACUACCACAUGGUGGAUUUUUUAAACAAGUUGAUAUCAAGAGAGACAGGGCUAGAGUAAAAUUCCUGGAAUCAGAAGAUAAUUUACUAGCAAUGGGUGUGGCCCAGUUUAGUCAUCUAAAGAAGGAUGCCAAGGAUUAUAUACAGAGAUUUAUGUUACCAUGUAAAUCAAGGAAACAGAUUGAGAUACGUAUAAAGAAUCUCAAUGCCAAAGUUGCCAAAGACAAUGCUGUUAAGUUUUUCAAAAGGUAUAAAAUACUACCUAGGUUUCCUCAGCAUUGUCCAGAUUUUGACAUAAGUAUGAUGAAGUCAUUUAAAGAUAGCCAUUAUGAUUGGAAUGAGCUGCCAUGGUGGUGUCGGUUUUUCUGUAUAGAUGACUCGUGUUUUUCUAAUGAUUCAAUGAGGGAUCAGUUGGAUAGACAGAAGGAGAUAAAAAGACGAAGAAGGGAGAGACUGUCGGCCAGUUUUUCUGUGUCAGAGUCGGACAUCGCAGCUAUGCUAACACCACCUUGCUCGUCAGCUUCAGCACCAGUCACGCCUCAUCAGAAUACAGACAGCAGCAUUUCAGGAUCAUCCGGUAGUGAAACUGGUAUCAUCUUACGCCCUGUGAAGAGAAAAAGGCCAAGACGACCAAGCAGAAAAAAAUUAAAUAUGAACAAACAGAAGAAAAGUGAAAUGGGAGUUGUAGGUUCCUUUGUACCGAUACCGCUGCCCAGCUCUACUGUUCCAAAACCUCAGCCAAGUCCAUUAACAAUCUGUGUUCUUGACAAUAUACAGGGUUUAAGCCAGGUACCAAACACCAUAAGUCCAUGUCUUGGCACCUUGUCAGGAAAUACGUCUGCUUCUUGCACUCAGCCAACAAUACUCGUGAUUAAUAAAAAUGCUGCGCUACAAACACAAAGUUUUAGCCAGGCAGUGACUUUUUCAUCUUCAAUGAUAUAUUCCCAACCAUCGACACCAUAUACGCAGAUGUCCUCUCAUGUACCGCUUUCAAUGCCAUUGUUAAGUGCAGAAAGUUCAAGGAACGAGAGUGACGUUGAUACAAAAGAGCUGACAUUUGAGGAUAUUUGUAGACCAAUCAUGGAAGCGGAACUGGCAGAAGGAGGUGUGGAGCAGGAUGACUUGACAGAAAAGGAACUUUGUAGAUUGUAUAGUGAAAAUGGUUCGGUCUUUCAUGUGGACGGUGUUAAAAGUGAUGUUAUUGUUAAUGUUGUUGAAAGUGUUACUGAAAAUAGCACAGUCUUACCAAAUGUUGAAAGUGUGACUAUAAAUAGUACAGGCAUACCUAAUGUUGAAACUGUUACUAUAAAUACUAAAGCCAUACCUAAUGUUGAAACUGUUACUAUAAAUAGUAACAAUGGACCUGAUCACAGAUCAACUUCUAGCCAAUCAACUGAUGUACCAAAUCGGGCUUUAAGUUCAGAUGUUCUGAAUAACAGUAUGUGUGAAGUAUAUUCUAAUGAAAUUCCAACCACUGUGUUAGAAGAUCAAAGUGAAAUGUCAAAUAAUGACGUGGAACCAGCAUUAGAAAAUGUUGCAACUUCUUUACCUAUUGAUGAUCUGAAACAAGAAGUUGCUGUCCAAGUUGAGACUAAUGCGACACCUGUUGAAGGUCAGAAAAGGGACGAAAGUGAAGGGACAAAUGAUUCCCUGAUGGAGUGCAGGUGUACCCCAACACAAGAAUUAAGUUCUCAAACGAGUGGUUAUACUGAAAUGACACCGAAACAGUCACGCUCCAGUUCUGAUAUGUCAAGUAGUGAAAAGACCCCAAAAUCUUCGUUAGAGGUUGUAGCGUCUCUAGCGCCUUAUUUCAUUUCUCCGAUUCAUAGUGAUGGAUCGCUACAAUAUAGUUUAGAAAAGACUCCGUCAAAAAGGAAACUUCCUACUCUGGCUCCAAAGUCAGUGUCCCCUAGUCAAAGAAGUGUGCCAAUUUCAUUCAGUGAUCUUAGAAGUCCACCACGUCAGAAGAUAAGUCCAAGUCCACGGAAAAAGCAUCUCCAGCAACAAGUGAAAACUAUCUUGCCUAAAGGUUUUGUUAUGAGUUCGUUUGACACUUCACCUGCUAAAAAAGCUGCAUCGAGCUUGGUUGAUAAAGCUAAACAUCUCGUGAACAGUUCACCAAAAGGUUUUUGUAAAAUACUUCCUCGUCCUCCAAAUCAGACUGUUUCCAAAAGUGGCACCGUGUUAAGCAGAUGGAAGAAAAGACGAAGUGCAAAGAGAGUUGUGAAUAUGAAUAAACAAGACAAUACAAAAGAGUCUGGGAUUGAUACUCAGAGUGAAGACAUGUCUGAUAAUGUGAAUGAAGAGGUUAACGAGAACAACAACCAGACAGGUGACGAGGACGAUCGAUAUGGUGACACAGAGAGUGAUUAUACACAGAGUGAGGAUGGCAAUGAAACACAGGGUACAGAUGGUGAAGAUGUUGACACCCAGGGUACAGAUGACGGAGAGGGAACACUAGGUACAGAUGGGGACAGUCAGGACAGUCAAGAAGAGGACAAUCAUAUAGCUGAUCUCAUGACAGCUAGUACUACUAUAGGGUUUGUGCCGACCAGAGAAAGUCUUCACAGUGGAUCAAGAUUAAGAAGGAAAGAUAGGAACAGAGCCCUGACUCUGGCACUGUUGGAGCCAGAUAUUGUAGAGGCUGAUCCCCAGCGUGACCUUAGAGAUACGUUAUUUGCCCAAGCAUACAUACAUAAAGUGAAGAAAGUAUUGAAAGAUGAUGUGGAUAAACUAGAAAAAUUUCUCAGAUUAAUGUAUCAUUUUAGCCAAGAGGGAACCUCCCCCGUCAAGUUAUACAAUGAUCUACAAGAACUGUUCUCAAAUCAGCUGGAGUUGAUCAGUGACUUUGCUAGUUUCCUACAAGCUGACCAAGCCCUAGAGUGUGGUUGUUACAAGGCCUACCAAGAAUUUAAUAAUGCUAGAAUAUUUUUAAGAAAACUGGAGAUAUAUUUCACAAAAAAUCCAAACCAGCUUCAGAAAGUUAUGAGAACAUUUUCACGCUGGUAUAAGAAACCGGGGAGGAAGGAAUCGGAUCUACGUGAACAAAUUGAACCUAUGUUGAAAGGUCAAAAGCUCCUACUGGAAGAGUUCUCUAUGUUCUUUCCAAGUGAACGGCCCAGUGAAAGUAUGAUGGAUGACUUUGAGGAGGUAGAUCUGGAUGAUAGCGGGGAGAAUGAAGAUAAAGAUACGAGUUUUGAGGAGAUCAAUCUGUUAGAUAUGGAGGAAGUUUAUGGUACGAAGAGAUGCCCCUGUGAGUGCCAUGAUGCUGGGGACGAUACCUACAGGAAGAGGAAAAAACAUUGUUACAGAUGUUGUCUAACAGUUAUUGAUGGCGAAUUAGUUUUUAAAGUGAACAAGUCCACCAUAAAGAAGAUAAAUGUAACUUAUGGUCCCCCAGUCAAAUUGAGCACUCUUAUAGAUAAGGACCAGUCUGAAACCACUAGACAGGAAGUGGUCUGUAAUAAAACAACAAGCCAGGAGCCAAACAGUACAGAAAGUAAUGCUCUAGAGACUGAUGUCAGGGAACCAGUAAAUAUGGACUGGUUUUUGGAUCCAGAGACUGCAGAGAAAGAAAAUAUUGAACAUUUCAAUGAGGAAACCAGUACUGAGAAAGAUGGCCCUCAAAGAAAAGCAAAGGGAAAAUCCUCUCCAAGUAAAGAAUCAUUUCUACAAAGAAUCAGCAAGUUGUCCAGAAAUCAGCCACAGGAAAAGCAGACGAGAUUAUCAUCUGUGAUCAAAGGGAAGUCUCUGUCCCCCAAAUUGAAAGGGGAACAACCCUGUGAGAUUUCACAGGGAGAUAAUUCAAAGCAGCAGCAAAGCAUGGAACCAAUGGAUGUAGAUGAAGUGAAUGAAUCUGAAAAGGAUGCACAAGGAUCUACCAGUAUUGAAGAGAAUAAUAGUGAAACAAUGGAAGUAAUGUCUUCGCAAAUAGAGACUGCACAUCCAUUGUCAAAGAAAAACCUAAAUGAUUUUUCAUCAAAUGGAAUAAUUAUAGAUAAUGAACAAACAUCUAGUGAAAGAUAUAUUGGAGAUAAAGAAGAGAUGGUCAGUAAUAAAUCUGAGAAAAAACUUGUAUCUGAAGAGUUAGGGCAAACUGAUGAAAAUGUUAAAGGAACUAGUGAUAUUUUAGCAGCAGCAUUUACUAAUGCUCUCAAUACAGAAGUAUCAAUGGAUUCUCUAUGUUUUCCUUUUCAUAUGUCUGCAGAUAACAAAACUGAGUCUACAGAUGUUGCUAAUAUCAAACUAAAGAAAUCAUUGCAUGAUUUGCAGAACAAAAGUGAUAUGACUGUGAAUGUUGAAAAUACUAUCAGGCCAACAGUGUUAACCUGUGAGGUGUCAAAUUCUGUGCCAGUAUUUGCCCCUGCUGGUCAGAAUAAUCUCCAUGUUUCAAAUGAUUCCUCAUUCCAAAAGGUACCAUCUUCUGAAAAUAUAAACCCUAAAUCCAAAGAGAUAGAAGCGAAAGAUUCUGUUAACAUACCAGAAAAGGUUAAGAACAGUGUUAAUGAUGGUAAAGAGGAAGGAAUAGGAAAGUCAGUGCCAAGUGAGCUAAGUAAGGUAGACUAUGUCUUGGAAGCAAGCAAAUCACCACCCUUUUCUCCAUUCUCUCCUUUUUCACCAUUUGCUCAGGAGAUACAGAGUAUUACUUCUGCCCAAAGUCCUCGCUGUGCAAAGUCCAGGAGUAACAAGGUCAUUAUCCUCAUCAGGCAAAGUUAGGAGAAUAACACCCAUUCCUAUCAAAGGAUCAGAAGAGAAAACAAACUCACAGUCAUCGUUUCAGACGGCAGUGGAAAAUUCACCAGUCAUUCGUGAUGUUCCAGUUGUUUCUAGUCCAUACGAAAAUAUUGAAUCUAAAGGUGGCAAAUCC